Messenger RNA from Chroicocephalus ridibundus (black-headed gull), 5249 nucleotides. RefSeq names its product ER degradation enhancing alpha-mannosidase like protein 1 (gene EDEM1). The transcript has 11 exons. Gene Ontology annotation, molecular function: calcium ion binding; mannosyl-oligosaccharide 1,2-alpha-mannosidase activity. Bases 107 to 2032 code for a protein of 641 amino acids. Gene Ontology annotation, cellular component: endoplasmic reticulum; membrane. The record is from RefSeq and is a predicted model, not a curated record. Lineage: Eukaryota; Metazoa; Chordata; Aves; Charadriiformes; Laridae. Gene Ontology annotation, biological process: endoplasmic reticulum mannose trimming; carbohydrate metabolic process; mannose trimming involved in glycoprotein ERAD pathway.
GGCUCCGCUCGGUGUUUCCCUUCCGCUGUUAAAGGAGACGCGUCGCGGGGGCUGGGGAGCGGGCGGCCCCUUUAAACUAUGCGCGCGGCGCGCGGGCCACCAUGCAAUGGCGGUCGCUGGUGCUGGGGCUGCUGCUGCUGAGGCUGGGGCUGCAGGCGCUGCUGGCGCUGCUGCCCGCGCUGGCCCCCGGCCUCUGCCUGCGCCGCCGCUUCCCCUUCCCCUUCCCGCCGCCCGCCGCCCUCGGCCCGCCCGCCGCCCCCGCCGGCUCCUCGCACUGGGGCUCGUUGCUGCGGCGGGGCGGCGGCGACGGCGGGACGACGGGGGGGGACGAGUACGAGCGGCGGUACAGCGGCGCCUUCCCGCCGCAGCUGCGGGCCCGGCUGCGGGACGCCGCCCGCGGCAUGUUCGUCUUCGGCUACGACAGCUACAUGCAGCACGCCUUCCCGCAGGACGAGCUCGACCCCCUCCACUGUCGCGGCCGCGGCCCCGACCACGACCCGUCAGUCGCGGGGCCGAGGGGAAUGGGUUGGGGGGGAGGCCGCGCCCUGUGGCGGCGGGGCCUGACGCUCGGCCCUUCUCUUCCAGCUCCAACCUCAACAUCAACGACGUCCUGGGAAACUACUCGCUGACGCUGAUCGAUGCGCUGGACACGCUGGCGGUAAUGGGAAACUCCUCAGAAUUCCAGAAAGCAGUGAAGUUGGUGAUUGACACGGUUUCAUUUGAUAAAGACUCAACGGUCCAAGUUUUUGAGGCAACAAUCAGGGUUUUGGGAAGCCUGCUUUCUGCCCACAUAAUAAUUACAGAUACCAAACAGCCUUUUGGUGAUAUGACCAUUAAGGAUUAUGACAAUGAGCUGUUGCACAUGGCUCAUGACCUAGCAGUGAGACUACUUCCAGCCUUUGAGAACACCAAAACCGGAAUUCCAUAUCCUCGGGUCAAUCUGAAGAAGGGGGUACCUCCAGACAGCAAUAAUGAAACUUGUACUGCAGGAGCUGGUUCCUUGCUGGUGGAGUUUGGUAUCCUUAGCAGGCUGCUUGGUGAUUCCACAUUUGAGUGGGUGGCCAGGAGAGCUGUCAAAGCGCUCUGGAAUCUCAGGAGCAAUAACACUGGACUGCUAGGAAAUGUUGUGAAUAUUCAAACUGGCCAUUGGGUUGGAAAGCAAAGUGGCUUGGGAGCAGGGUCGGAUUCGUUCUAUGAAUACCUUCUGAAGUCUUACAUCCUCUUUGGAGAAAAGGAAGACUUGGACAUGUUCAAUGAUGCUUAUCGGAACAUUCAGAACCACUUAAGAAGAGGUCGAGAAGCUUGCAAUGAAGGUGAAGGUGACCCUCCUUUGUACGUUAAUGUGAACAUGUUCACAGGACAGCUGAUGAACACGUGGAUUGACUCUUUGCAAGCUUUUUUUCCUGGACUACAGGUAUUGAUAGGGGAUGUGGAAGAUGCUAUUUGUCUCCAUGCUUUUUAUUAUGCCAUAUGGAAGCGAUACGGAGCUCUCCCAGAAAGAUACAACUGGCAGUUGCAAGCACCGGAUGUUCCCUUUUAUCCACUGAGGCCAGAGUUAGUGGAAUCCACAUAUCUCCUUUAUCAGGCCACAAAGAACCCAUUUUACCUUCAUGUGGGAAUGGAUAUUCUGCAGAGUUUGGAAAAAUAUACAAAAGCAAAGUGUGGCUAUGCCACUUUACACCACGUUGUAGAGAAGACGAAGGAAGAUCGAAUGGAGAGCUUUUUUCUCAGUGAAACAUGUAAAUAUUUGUACCUGUUGUUUGAUGAAGAGAAUCCACUGCAUAAAUCUGGAAAUAAGUAUAUGUUUACAACUGAGGGACAUAUUGUGUCUGUUGAUGAACGUUUUCGUAACUCGCUGUGGAAAGACAUCCUCCCUGGAGAAGAGGACAGCGCAGAAAAAAUUAAACCUAAUGAAUUAAAGGCAGUCAACUUCAGUUCUAAUUGUAACAGGGUUCCUGAUGAGAGGAGAUACUUACUGCCAUUGAAGAGUAACUACAUGAGACAGAUUGAUCGGAUGGUGGGUUUGAUCUGAAUGGAUCUUCGGAGUAACUUUUAUGAUAUGUCAGGAGGAGCAUGGGAUUUGGCUGCAGACAUUCCUUUCCUCUUCAGCUACACACCUGCAUCUGCUGAGUCACUUGGGUAUCCCCCAUGCUUGUUAGUUUUCAAUUCUGGAUGUGAAGGGAGAUCAAGUUCUCCCACGAGUUCUGUCUUCUGAGCUGUGGUAACUCCAUGUGCCAGCUGAAUAGAGAUUUCUUGUUUUAAGACUUCCUAUGAAAAUCGUUGUUGCAAAUGAAGGCUGAAUAUACUUCAAAAGAAAAAAGAAAAGAAAAUUGGCACAUGCCACUUAGCUACCUCUUCGUAGCUGUAUUACAAAUGUCCCUUUAGAAAAGGGUCUAGUAUUUAAUUUGAAAUGAUCUUGGGAUUGGGGAAGGAAUGGGAAAGUGCAAUUUCUUACACCAAGUUUAAUCAUAGAAUUAUUCUGACUAGCAAUACAGAACCUUAAGUACUACUCAGGUAGGAACCCACUGGUAAUGGGUUUUGCUGAAACAAAAACGCUGUAUUUAGAAUAGGACCUUGGAAAGAUAACUCCUGAUCGUGUAAGAAGCUAUCAGUAUAAUAAUAAUGAUAUCCCUCAUAUCCACAGUUGUAUAGAACUGCACGGUUGCAAGAGCCUGUGGCUACAGAAACAGUAAUAAAACAAAUUAGGUGCCUUUUUUGGUAAAGGAGUAGGGGGGGAGGGAAGGGGAAAUGGCAAAGCCACUCAGCUGUCCAAGCAGCUAACUUUAUGUAGCUUAGCUGAGCAGAAGUUCCAAAAGUUUAAUUGCCACAUAUCUAGUGCCUUUUCAGGAGAGAUGCUGCUAAGAACUGGUAUAACAGUACAUGAAGAACAAACUAUUUCACAUUCCUGACAGCAUUAAUAUGUUAGUGCCUUAAGUCUUCUUCGCUAGCAGGAAAACCUGAGCUUGCUUGGGAAGGUGGAUAAAGUAUUUCUGAUUAGCUGGUUACAAAAUACAGUGGAUCCUAAAGUAACUUAAAAAGUAAUUUACAUAUGAGAUGACUUUUCCUUUUCUUUUUUUUUUUAAAAAAAAAAAGGAUACUGGAAAACUAUCAACUGCUGUGCCCAUCCCAAAGAAUACUUGCGGGCUGGGUUUGUGGAGUGGAGUUAGUAGGAGGUCUGAGCCUGCAGUAUUCUAACUUCUCUCUGUCACAGGUUGGGUAUGUGCCAUCACGACAGGGUGACGGCUGCAGCAGCUCUCGAUGCUGACUGUGGGGCUGUGCCAUCGUGACAGGGUGACGGCUGCAGCAGCUCUCGAUGCUGACUGUGGUGCUGUACUGUACCUGUGUACUGUGCCUUUUCGUUCUAGUGAGGAAUAAUGAAACAAUGCAGUUGCUUCAUCCCACCAUCUUGAAACACAGUUCAGAUAUGUCUGAGAAAUUAACUGUCUGUGAAUGUUCAGGAAGAAAGCAGUUAAAUUCAGGCAGGGCUGUUGAGGGAUGAAAACAAACUGAUGCCAAACCAACUUAUUCUAAAUAUAACAUAUUUUUUUUUCAGUGACUCCCCAUUGCUUACAUACUUUUUACUUUUGACUACAGUUGAAGUAGUUGAAUGUUACUGUUGGGUUAAUUUUUUUUUAAUUAAGGCUUAAAUAUAAGGGCAAACAUGAUCUGCUGUAUUUUCACCUUCUUACGAUAACACCGGUUUAUCUUAAACCAUAUGUUGCAACUCAAAACAUUUCUAAUAAAUAUGAAGUUAGUGCUGAAGAGGUUGUUUUAAUCUUUUAGUGUACAGUUGCAUCUCAGGGACUUCAUUGUAGAAUCUUCUAUUCCAUGAUAGCUGUAUCAUGUAUUCAGGCAAAAAGUAAUAAUAAUCCUGUCUUCUUAGUCUUAUUAUGUGUAUUUUAAAGGGGGGAGGAUUGGAUGGGGGGAGAGGGAAAUACAUUGAGAUUUCCCAAAAUGUUGCAAUAGAAUCAGUUACCUUGAUAUUUGAGGCAGCUGGCAAUUGCAAUCCCUGUAGAUUAGGCUUUGCAAACCUAUUGCUGGAAAGUUUUAGUUGUCUAUUUCAAAGCAACACAUAAAUUCAAGAUGUUGCUAUCCAAAGAGGUAUUGGGAGAGGUUCAAGGUAUAGCUUCUUAACCAGUAAACGUUGCCUGGGUGUGCAGGUGUGCUUCAGUUUGUAAACAUGUAAAGAAGCACAGGAGGAUGUGUAAAUGGAGUGGUUUCUGCCAACCGAGGGAGGCAGGAAGCAAAAAAUGGCUGGGCUUUCUGAAAUGCUGCUGCUGGGCCAGAUCUUCUCGUAGCCCUGCAAUGAGAAGAGCUUGGCUGCGCAGAAGCCAAAUGCAGUGUUCCACAACUGGCCGUUUAAAACCCUGGUGUAGCAGAUGCCAGGACGGACACUGCCCGAAGUGUGUUGGUGGCUACUUCUGGGUAAUGAUCUUUCCCUGACUCUCAGUGUAGCUCUGUGAAUGUGCGUUAUAUACCUUGGAAUUGCCUCUCAGCGUUUUGUGCCUUCUGAAGCACCUGAACCCUGGUCAGGGCUCCAGCCGAGUGUUAUGCACAGAAAUCUGUUUCAGAGUUUUCCUCAGAGAAUUACACGAUUAUAAUGAAGUUGCACAACUGUUCUGCCAGCGUGCUUUUCCCGCUCUUAUAUUGCCAGAAGUUGUGGGAGGUGGCUGUAGGGUGGGAACAGCAUGGGCAAGUAUCGCAGCCUUUCAGCCCUUAGCGACUUGGGCCAUUAAUUAAGGUGCCAAAUAGUAUAUGGUCAGCUCCUCGUUAGAAACUGCAUUGAAAUUUGUGUUGCCAAGGUGAUCCGACGGUUGUCUUUCCAUAGGAACGGUUUUUGUCUACAAGGAGACUGGUGCUGACUAUGUGGUAAAAGGGCUUUGUCUUCUUUAAGGAGCCAAUUUUUCUUCUUCUUUGUGUUAAAAAUGCUUUGAUACAUUUUUACUCUGUAAUGACAGGGCACAUGUUAUGCACUAAAAUUAAAACUUUUGUAUAAGUCAAUGAUAUAUCAAAAUGAAAUUGAUAACUGCUGGAAUAACUUGCUGAAACAGACUUUUGUAUUUCUUGGUAUAAUGUGCAAUAUCAAUAUUUCCUAAUUAAAAAUGCAAUGUAUGCUUAAUUGUUGUUUUUCCAUGAAGUAUUUAAUUGGGGAUGGGAAAUUUUAAAAGAGGACCAAAUGCUCUGUCAUGAAAUGUCCUGAAUUCUCAAAACUGAGCUUAAGUUUUACGAAUCUGCAUUAAAAAAUGGUG